Leucoraja erinaceus (little skate) is the source of this 5806-nucleotide messenger RNA. It is a transcript of the gene ttyh3a, whose product is annotated as tweety family member 3a. The transcript has 15 exons. Gene Ontology annotation, cellular component: plasma membrane. Bases 415 to 1989 code for a protein of 524 amino acids. Gene Ontology annotation, molecular function: volume-sensitive chloride channel activity; intracellularly calcium-gated chloride channel activity. The record is from RefSeq and is a predicted model, not a curated record. NCBI's taxonomy places the organism in Eukaryota, Metazoa, Chordata, Chondrichthyes, Rajiformes, Rajidae.
AGGGGGAGGGAGGGGGGUGGGUGAGUCACCCCCUCCCGCCCGAGCGAGUGCGGAGCCGAGCGCCCGCCAUCUGCUGGCCGCCUUCACGGCGGACUGAGGGAAGGAAAAGAUCGCUGAAAAUCUCCACAGAUCUCGUCCCUCUCUUCAUUAACUAAACAUUAACCGCGAAAGAGGGAGAUUUUUACAUCGAAGUGUUGUGUUUCGGAGGCGGAGGAGAAGGUUUUUUUUUUCAAUUUUACCUCAGCGUCGGCGGGCGGAUCUGAGGAGGGAUGGAGUGAGUUGUUGUUAUUCAUCCCCGUCCCCCCUCCUCCUCCUCCUCCUCCCGCCGCCUUUCUCUCCCUUCCACCUCGCUCCCGGAGUGUGCAGGCUGCGGGAUCAGACGCAGGCUCCGGCUCCGGCUCCGGCUCCAGCCCGAUGGCGGCGGCGGCCGUGAACUACUCGCCCCCAUGGUGGGUCAACCUGCUCCACCGUCUCCCUCACUUCAACCUCCAGCUGGAGGUUGUCAACAGCGACUUCCACCCCGAGGACACCCAGUACCAGCAGUCACUCCUGCUGUUGGGUGGAAUUGCUCUCGUUUGUCUGGCUCUCAAUCUCCUCUUCCUUCUCUUCUAUUCCUUUUGGCUCUGCUGUCGGCGGAAGAGUGAAGAUCAGCCAAAUGCAGACUGUUGCUGUACAGCAUGGUGUGUGAUCAUAGCAACACUAGUGUGCAGUGCAGGGAUCGCUGUUGGCUUCUACGGUAAUGGAGAAACCAGCGAUGGCGUCUUCAGGGUUGCCUAUUCAAUGAGACACGCAAACCGCACUAUAACUGGAGUUGAGUACCUGGUUUCUGAGAGCAAUCGAGAUCUGAAUCGGACGCUAGAAGGAAGCCUUCGUACCUUGCAGGAUUUGUUUGCAAAGGAACCACGAUAUCUAGAGAGAGUGCUGAAGAUAAAGGAUCUUCUUGGAAAUCUAGGUCGACAGCUCACUAAAAUUCCAUUUUGGGAAAGGAGCGAUGUCUCUUUGGAAGAUCUGGCUGUUCUGAUGGAGAUGUAUGACUAUUACAGGUGGUUGGGAUAUCUCGGCCUGCUACUUUUUGAUGUUCUUAUCUGUCUACUGGUGCUGUUUGGAUUAAUUAGAAACUCAAAAGCAAUCCUUAUUUGUGCUGCUCUCCUGGGAGUGUUAACCUUGAUUAUCAGCUGGAGUUCUCUAGGCCUGGAACUGGCAGUCUCAGUGGGUUCAAGUGAUUUCUGUGUAUCUCCAGAUGUGUACGUUUCCAAAAUGGUGGACAGACUUGGUCUUAUUGCAAAAGAUGCUUUAAAUUAUUACCUGGUAUGCAACAUUGGAUACCCAAAUCCUUUUCAGCACAAACUGUCCAGCAGCCAUAAAGCUCUGGUGGAGAUGCAGGAUCAUGUCUCUGAACUUCUAAAGUCAGCUGUUCCAGAGUUCCCUUCUUCUCGCGAAUAUCUGGAUCGGACUCAAAUAGUAUUGAACUCUACAGAGACCACCCUGCAGCAGUUGACUGCUCUGGUUGAUUGUCGAAGUCUUCACAUGGAUUAUGUGCAGGCUCUGACAGGACUGUGCUAUGAUGGUGUGGAGGGUCUAAUUUAUUUGGUUUUAUUCUCCUUCGUAACUGCACUGAUGUUGAGUUCGAUUGUCUGCAGUGUUCCUCACACAUGGAAGCAGAGCAAGAGGAGUCAUAUCGAUGACGAUGGAGAUGAUGAUAUUGUGAACCCUCAAGGAAGCCGCCAACAGCACGACAAUCUGUACAGAGUUCACAUGCCCAGUCUCUACAGCUGUGGGAGCAGUUUCGGUAGUGAGACCAGUAUCCCUGCUGCAGCACAUACAGUCAGCAAUGCCCCUGUCACGGAAUACAUGAGCCAGAACACAACUUAUCAGAAUCCACGAUGUGAGAACACACCUCUGAUUGGAAGAGAAUCACCACCUCCUUCUGGGAACCAUAUAAAAGGCAGUCUACAACACACUCGUCAUUAUAGCGAGCUUUUUGUGUGACUUCAGAGACAGCUUUAUAGAGAGGGUCUAGUGUAUGCUGUAUUCAAACAGCAUGAGAGCCAAAUACCUUGCUACAAACAGGCCUGAAACCAGCAGUGUCCACUAAGACCACGGGAAGAGAGAAAAAAAUGGAACUUCUAUGUAUCCAAUGCCAUUAAUACAGUUUUACUAACUUGAUCGUAGCACUAUUCUAUCAGUUGUACAGUUGCACUGUAAAAGGUAGAUUGAUUACAAGGAAUGAAGAAAUUCUGCCAACAUAGAUUGUGUUAUGGAUGCCUAGGGGGUGUGUGUCGUCAAGUCUGUAGACCCUGCACAACCUUAUCUUUACCAAUAUCACAGUUUACAUCAUUCCAGUUCAUUUCAGUGUAAUGUUCUCUCAUUUCUGGGUUGCAACAAGAAAUGCCAAGAUAUGUGAGUGCUCCGUCUGGUCUGCGAUUAUCUGAACAAAAUGACAAUUGGUAUUCGCCUGUUGUAACAAUUGUAAAAUGCACCGAUCAUUGCAGAUCAAUGCAAUAGUUCAGAUCAAAGUAAAAUCUGUAUUUAUCUGGAAUAGUUCAGAGAUAGGAUGCCAAAAUAUCAACUGCACAUAUGCUGUUUUAAAAGUGUCACAGAAUCCCUGAAUGACAGAAAUAGAAAUGUAGAGAGACCUGAUUGAUUAUCACCAGUUGUUGAUAAUUGAAGUCUGAGGUCUUUUGAAUUUGCUUUGGUUGUAAUAUAACUUUUAACCACUCAUAAGUUCACCGUAUAGUAGGUGUUCUUACUGUGAUAUGGGUAUGUAUUGCCACAGAUUUUUGUGUAAAUAUUGGGGUAAAUGCACUAAAAUUGCUCUGAAAGUUAGCCAACUUAAGUAGCUAAUCAAUGAUCAAUGUGGUUAACCUGAUUCUAGUUAUCACUGGUGAUUCAUGUAUUCUUGAUUAAGAGUUGCUUACAAAGCUCAAAAAAACCUCAUCAAUAAAUGGCCUGUCCUCUUUGACAGAUGCAUGUCUUUAAUAUUACUUGGCAAAUGUUUUGUUGCACAUAAGAACAUUUUAGCCUUUAGGCAAAUAGUAAAGAGCCUAUGUUGCUGCCAUCCACCCUCUGUUUAAUGUGUCUGCUGAUAUUUUAACAAUGGUGCUGUUUUAAUAAUCGAGUCGGUUACAUAUAGAACACUCUAGGUAGUUUUGGCUUCAGGAAGAAACAUUCCUCCUUUGAGUUUCAGGGAUUUUGUUUGGUAUCAAAGUCUGAAAUAAAAGUACUCAACUUUUACACCACCAUCUCAAAUCCCUGGGAGACUUUUUAAACAAAAAAAAAUCUUUAUUUUGUUGUCUUUCUAUAUUUCAAUACUUGGCAGCUGAGCAAUAAUCCUUUAAAUCUGAUUGAAACAUUCCAUAAACUCAAUCUUUCACCCAGGUCCAUGUUUAACAUGUUCUGGUGAAUGAUGCACAUUUGAUUUAAUUCUAAUGCUAUCCCACCACUUAUCCUAUAUUUUUUAAACAUCUCUAUUUUGAGCCUCUUAGUGACACUCAAUACCAAUUACUGUACUUGCAAACCACAAUGAUGUUGAUUUUUUUUUUUUUCUAAGAUUCUUGAGAAUUAUGCUCUGAUGUACCAAAUUGGGAAUGUUCCACGUGUACUGUCUGCCAGAAAUGCUGGGGAUUCUAGAGCAGGUAGGAAUGAUAUUCAACCAUGUAAAAUAGCUUCAUGUCAAAGACUGAUGCUGUCAUUUUUUGCAAUCUGUUAGUGCUGAACAAAUUGAAAAGCUCUGUGAUAGUUUGCAUACUUUAUGAAUGAAAUGCUGUAAAUCAGGAAAACCUAAAAUUAAAACCUCUAGAUAGAAAGUUUACAUUGUCCCAACUUGGUAAAGUAGAAAUCCUCACUUCUAAUCCAUUCUCAUGUGAACCUGACCCUACCACACUCCAGUCAUCUCUGUUGAGACAUAAUGUCAUUAAUAUACCUCCAAUCGGUGAAGUUCCAAAUAGGUUCCACAAGUUGCAGCUAUUCCAAUGCUAAAUGAUAGUGUGCAUAUUUUAGCCUAAUAUCCCAGCACUUGCCCCUUGAAUACAGUGCUGUGGACUGCAAUUGUUCUUUAAACCAACCUGAGCCACACCCUAUGCAGCCAGAAACUACAUCUUCACUACAGAAGCAAACUUCAAUUUACCAUAUGUCAAAAUGAAAAGGAGAACUUGCUUGCUUUAUUUUUCACACCAUGAAUCAUGUUAGUUAUAUUUUUCUUUGAGUUAUUCAGUGUGGGCUCUGUGUGAAGCUGACAGGGUUUUUAAGAUCCGAGAUAUUUUAAAAUUCCGUCCAAUUUGCAAGAAGUGAGUGAUUGUCGCUGAGCUUAUCUUCUGUGAGAAAAUCAAAAGGACUGUGGUGAGUUCAGCUGCAUCGAAAAACCUCGCACUCGAUCACUCGCUAGAAGCACAAUCUCAUUUUAAUUCUGUAAAACGUGGGUUUGUUUUUACUCCUUGGGAGAGCACACAUCAACCAUGCAACCUUGAAAAUGUGAAUACAGGAAACACCUGGGUAUAAAAUUGACCAUCAAUCAGGAUCUUGUGGUGAUUGUAAGAUAUUUACUGUGAAUUUAUUAAGCACUGCAGGUUUACAUUUGUGGUGCCCACUCUGUAUGUAGUACAUAAUGUAUUCUCUUGCUGGCAUGUGGACUCGAGUACUGAAUUUCCAGCCAGCAUUUUUACCAAAUUUGUAUUGGAAAUGUACCUAUUACAUUCUGAUCCAGGUCGGUGGAAAUUAGUGAAGAUAAAAUACAUACAAUUUCAAGCUGUCUGCAUUUAGUUUAAUUUCUCAUCAACUAACCGAUAAUACUUAUAAACUAUUUAUUUCCAGAAAGCCUUUUGAUUAAUCGAUAACUGAAGAUUGGAACUGUUGUAACAAAAGUCAAAUUUGGUUCUGAGAUUUGUGCAAUAAUGUGAGUGACAUAUUCUUGCACAAAAUAAUAAAUGCUAACUCAUUUUAAUACCAAACUGAUUGAAUGUGAUAUCUCCCAGUUCAACAGUGAGAUGGAAUUAAAAAUCAAAAUCAAAACUAUGUGGUGAAAAAUAAUUGUUCCACGCACUAUUUCAAUGAUACUGGUUACUGUGAUUAAUCCCCAAAAACUUGUAUGAAAAACAGCCCCAUUUCACACUGAUCCUAUUCCAACCCCCCUUACCUUGCUCUUCAGCAGCAGAACUCCUUUAUGCUAACACUGACCAACUUUAAAGUGUAGCACACAUGGUUAUUGUUUUUUAGUUUUGUUCAAAAGGUUAAAUGAUUGCCAUCAAAAGAGAAAACUAGUUCUAAUCGUCACUGAAGUAUGUCUUAAAAUCAUCGUGAAUGCUGGCAGGUGAAAUGUAAAAAGAACAUUGAGUCCUGCGUAAUCUAUUUAGUUACAUUGUGAACCAGAGUUACUCUGUUGUGUUAGUGAGACAAUCCUUGAGUGUUUUCAUAGAAAUUUUACCAUUUGUAGAAAACUAUAUCCACAAACAAAUAACUUGCACGAACAGUUUUUAAUCAUUUCAAACAACUUGUUGUGUACCAUACAGCUUCAAUUUUUACUUACAUAAUAUAUAACAAAACUGGUAAAUGUAGUAUUUCGUAAUAGUGUAGUUUUGUGAAGCCUGUUUUUAAAACAGCAUUUUUUUAUUAAAAGAGGGGAAUGAUCCUGUGUACUAUUGCUCAUUAUUAUUUUUGCUAAAAUUGCUGUAGCUCUUAAUAGAUUUAUAACAUUUUAAAACUUCUUUUUCCAAUGAGUAAAAUGUUGCAAAUGUCAAACCUGUGGUUUUCAUGAGCUUGAACUAAAUGUUUUCAAAAUGAAACUAAUAAAGUUUGUUGAACUUGCCAACUA